Engraulis encrasicolus (European anchovy) is the source of this 2407-nucleotide messenger RNA. It is a transcript of the gene agpat4, whose product is annotated as 1-acylglycerol-3-phosphate O-acyltransferase 4 (lysophosphatidic acid acyltransferase, delta). Gene Ontology annotation, cellular component: endomembrane system; mitochondrial outer membrane. The transcript is spliced from 10 exons. Bases 516 to 1649 code for a protein of 377 amino acids. The record is from RefSeq and is a predicted model, not a curated record. NCBI's taxonomy places the organism in Eukaryota, Metazoa, Chordata, Actinopteri, Clupeiformes, Engraulidae. Gene Ontology annotation, molecular function: 1-acylglycerol-3-phosphate O-acyltransferase activity.
GGUUGACAUGACCGCACACACACACCACCAGGAAAUUACAUAACCUUGCGGCAACCUUAUUGCUCGGUAAACAUUCUCCUGCGAUGGCAGGGGUGUGGCCCAGCCUUGGAGGACCUCGCCGCCGAAGAUGAUGAGGUGAUUCCUGGGGCGGGGUGGUGCGUGGUGGUUGGUCUCACAGGAAAACGAACUUCUGGAAAGUUCAAGUUUGCCUUGUCUGUCAGGAGCCUCUUCCUCCUCCUGCCCUCGCACUGUCAAAAGUUACUCUACAACUUUGGAUAUCGGCCUACCACACACACACACACACACACACACACACACACACACACACACACACACACACACACACACACACACACACACACACACACACAACCUUACACUCACACACAACCUUACACGAGCGCAGAUUCACAGAAGAGACACACACACACACACACACACACACACACACACACACACACACACACACACACACACACACACACAGACACACACACACACACCCCUUCCUCAGCAUGGCUCUCCUUCAGGUGCUAAAGGGCCAGGUGUUGUGUCACCUGUUGAUCUUGUGUGUGUUCGUGGUGAGCGGCCUGAUCAUCAACCUGCUGCAGCUCCUCACGCUGCCACUGUGGGGCGCCAGCAAGCAGCUCGCACGCAAACUCAACUGCAGACUGGGGUACUGCAUAUCCAGCCAGAUGGUCUGGUUGCUGGAGUGGUGGUCUGGUUCCGAGUGUACCCUGUACACGAACCCCGACAGCUACCGUCUCUAUGGCAAUGAGAACGCCAUCGUCAUCCUCAACCACGCCUUCGAGAUCGACUUCCUGUGCGGAUGGACCUUCUGCGAUCGCUUCGGAGUCCUCGGGUCCUCCAAGGUGAUGGCUAAGAAGGAGCUGUCCUACGUUCCCCUCAUCGGCUGGAUGUGGUACUUCCAGGAGAUCGUGUUCUGCAAGAGGAAGUGGGAGGAGGAUCGCAGGAACGUGGCGGAGAGCCUGCAGAACCUCCGAGACUACCCUGAGAACUUCUGGUUCCUCCUCUUCUGUGAGGGCACGCGCUUCACUCCUCAUAAGCACCACAUCAGUAUGGAGGUGGCCGACAGCAAGGGCCUCCCCCGACUCAAACACCACCUGCUGCCACGCACCAAGGGCUUCUGGGUAACCGUGCAGAACCUCCGCGGCACAGUGAGUGCUGUGUACGACUCUACACUUAAUUUCAGAAACAAUGAAACGCCCACACUACGGGGAGUACUGAGCGGGAAAAAGUACCACGCCGAUCUUUACGUGAGGAGAAUUCCUCUGGACUCCAUUCCGGAGGAUGAGGCGGAGUGUGCAGCCUGGCUUCAUAAACUCUACCAGGAGAAGGACUCGUUCCAGGAGCACUAUGUCCAGUCGGGUCGGUUCCCGGGCCCGGUGCUGAGUCCUCCGCGUCGCUGCUGGUCCCUCCUCAACUGGAUCCUGUGGGCGGGGCUAGUGCUGGGGCCCCUCCUACUGCUGCUGCUGAGACUGCUGCAGUCCGGAUCCACACUCACCAUAGUGACCACUCUGGCCAUAUGUAUUGCAGUUUCUGGAGCUGUGCACUGGAUGAUCGGCCAGACGGAGAUCAAGAAGUCGUCUGGUUACGGGAAUAAGGAAGCACCAGCCAAUAACAACUGAGGAGACGACCGACAGCCUGGCGACAACCAAUGACAGAGGAGAUGACGGCUUGACGACAACAAAUGAGAACGGAGACACAGUCUGACGUCAACGAAUGAGAGACAAUUACCAAGAGAGGCCUUGCCAUACAACCAAUGAAAAGCCAUAGCCAUUAGAGAACUCACCAAACAGCCAGAUGAUGACCUAAACAGAACUCACAAACGCGAUGAGCAGGAGAGGGGUUGGCAAACUAGCUCAAACAGCCAAUAAAAUACAAUUACCAACCAAGAGAUUACUCGAUGAGAAGUCAUGUAGAGGACUUACCAAGGGCUCAGUCAGAGAGAGUAGAGAGAGAGAGGUUCCAUUGGCCCAUUGUUUCCGGGUUCUAUUAUUGCAAGGGGGAGGGGGGGGAAAUCCCCCUUUAGGCAGACCUAAGGACUGUUCUAUUCAAUGCUAGGAGUAUUAUGACACGCCCCUUUAGGCAGACCGGAACCUGGUCAUGUUAGGUGCCCAUAGCAACCUAUUACAAUGGCAUAUCUCUAUAUACUUAAAGAAUCUCUGGUAUAGUAUAGUACAGUAUGUCAGGAGCACACCAUUCACUCUCCCCUACAAGUGCUCAGGAACUAAAGCUGUGACAUUACCAAGUGCUCAGGCAGCUAUGACAUCACCAAGGAACUAUGACAUCACCAAUUGAAGCCCUGAGACGAAGAACCAUACAAGUCCACAUUUUCAAAUUUUGAACACAUAGACCUAUGUUUUUUUUAAUUUGCAGUUUGAAC